This is a messenger RNA of Cadophora gregata, 1968 nucleotides long. RefSeq lists its product as uncharacterized. The coding region runs from base 1 to 1968 and encodes 655 amino acids. The record is from RefSeq and is a predicted model, not a curated record. The transcript has 2 exons. NCBI's taxonomy places the organism in Eukaryota, Fungi, Ascomycota, Leotiomycetes, Helotiales, Ploettnerulaceae.
AUGGCACGCAGAAAACGCGAGAAGGAAGCAAAGUUGAAAUCGGUAUCAAAACUGAGUCGUGGUCAAAAACGAUGUCUAGAGACUGUCGAUAUACCAUUGGAGCCAGUGACACAGGAUUUAACUUCCACGAGUGUCAAGCCAGAAGAUUGCGAAGACGAAAUUGUCAUCGUUUCACCAUGCAAAAAGAGCAGACAUGAUAUGAAGGCAUGUUGGAGGAGGAGUAAAACACCAACCGCAGGCCCAUUAACGCGAGGUUUGGAUGUCACCCCAAACACUGCACCGACAACAGCCGGUACUGAAAUGCCAAUUUCUCAAUUACAUAUUGGCCUGUCGCAAGCGGAUUUUGAUCAUGGUUAUGUCGGACAACAUCAACGUCAGGCAAAUGGUCUCCCUCAACUGAAUCAUGGACGGCCUUUGUCACCCAUGAUCGAUUCCCCGAGUCUAUUUCUGUCGCCCCGUCAGUCCGAACAGCCUGAGAAUAUGGAGAACGAAAACUCAUCACACCACUCACCAGACACUGCCAUCAAAUCCGAGCUUGCAUGUUCGGAUGUACCAUGUCUUGAGAUCAGUAACCAGCAAUCCGGAUCAUUCCAGCAAGAAGCCCCUAAUCAGAUGGAUCAAUUUUACCCACCAUAUAUCACACGAAAUGUUCCCACUCCUCCAAUAUCUCCGACUCCAGUCGCUCAAAACGACAACAGUGUCGUAGCUGUGGAGAAAUUGUCCUCGUCAAUAAAGGACUUGCCUCUCCCUGUGUCUCCGCCGUCCCUAAACUUAUCCAAUCCCCAAACCCCGGUCGAAUACUCCUCUCUUAAAGAUCCACCCAAUGAGAACUCCCUUCAAUCAAUAUCUACAAUUACUCUUCAAAGCCCAGUUUCUGGAACCGCGGCACCAGUCCAACAAAUCGCCGAGAACGACCCUAAAUCACCUGCCUCUGAGUCGGAGAAGACAUCCCUCCGGUCGGCUCCCAAAACAGUCACUCAAACAUUAGUGGAAUCGACAACAACUGCACCAUAUCACCAAGAUAAACUGUCAGAAAAGACGAAGUCGGCACGGAAGGUACCAGCCGCCCGCUCGCAACAACCUCCAAAACAGACCUCUAAUAAACGAGAAUCCUUGCCCAAGGUAGUGGCGGCAAAGAAGCAACCAACAUUACAGCAAAGCUCUGAUGAUACAGAUUCUCUCACAAGACAGUGUUGUGGUAUUGAUCAAUCAGUGCCACUUGCUGGAGCUUCAGAUACGCUCCGAGAAGUGCGAGUUGCUGUCAUACCCCUUGUGUCCGAGCCGUCCAAUGAGCCCGAUUGGUCUCCUAGAACAACAGCUCCACCUCAAUCAACGCUGCAUCGAAUUCUCAGGGAAACAGCCUCACCACCGACGGUCCCUAGUUCAUCCAUGUCAAACCUGCUUCCAUGUCAACCGGCAACCUCAACUCAAGACCAUCAAGUUCGAAGUGAUACUAUUUCUUCGCUACCAAGCAUCACUCAAAGAGCACCAGUCGCACCCAUGAUAACAACUCCAACUAUUAUCCAGAGUCACGAUGCCGAGGAUCUUGGUUCUCCAAAGACAAUAGAACAGCCUACAAGCAAAACACCUAUGUUCACCAUUCGAGGCGCAGCAAAUGGUCCCAUAGCAUCAGCAAACCAGAAGUCAUCAGAUUCCCUGACGCAAAAACCUCCAUCAAUUGAAGAUACACCUACCGAGCCGCGUUACCCAAAACUGGCUCCCAAGAAACGACUCUCCAAAGCAGAUCCAGUCCAGCCUGGAUGCAACCGUCAGCUGAAGCCCCUCCCACCAUUCAGGAAAUCAUCGACGGAACACUAUCCCCAGCUCACGAACCUGCCGAUAGAUGCUACAGAAACAGCAAAGAGAAUAUCGGCAUUGCCAAUCAAACGAGAGCUUCGCCUCCGAGCCAAGAAGAGGCUCGUUGGCUUGAACAGAGGGGACGCUAGCCUAGAAGCAACACUCGGAUAG